AGAUCAAUGAACUGGUGGAUGCAAGGGACUUGAACAUGGGGGCAUGGUUUGAGGCCCAGAUCGUCAAUGUUACGAAGACAGCAAAGACUCCGAAAGAGGAGGCAGCUGAGGCACAGCCAGCGGAGGAGGAGAUACUGUACCAUGUUAAAUAUGAAGACUACCCAGAGAACGGUGUGAUUCAGUUGCUAGUCAAGGAUGUUCGCCCACGGGCCCGUACUGUGUAUCAGUGGCACCAGCUGGAGCCAGGAAUGGUCGUUAUGGUCAACUACAACCCAGACGACCCCAAGGAGCGCGGCUACUGGUAUGACGCUGAGAUCCAGAGGAAGAGGGAGACACGCACUGUGCGAGAGAUCUACGCCAAGAUUAUCCUCGGUGAUGCUGGGGACUCUCUUAAUGACUGCCGGAUCAUGUUCCUGACCGAAAUCUACAAAAUCGAGGAGCCUGGUUCUCUGGGUGACACCCCAGCUGGAUCUGACAGUCCACUCAAAAGAUCAAAUGGCCCUGAGUGCAAGCGCUGUAAGGAUGAUCCCAAAAAAAACUGUCAGUGGUGUAAUUGCAAAAUCUGUGGCAUCAAGCAGGAUCCUGACAAACAGUUGUUGUGUGAUGAAUGUGACAUGGCCUUUCACACUUACUGCCUGAACCCUCCGCUCACCUCCAUCCCAGAAGAUGAGGACUGGUAUUGCCCAGGUUGCCGUAAUGACGCCAGUGAGGUUGUGUUGGCUGGAGAGAAGCUGAAGGAGAGCAAGAAGAAAUCUAAGAUGGCCUCUGCCAGCUCCUCCAGCCAGAGGGACUGGGGCAAGGGAAUGGCCUGUGUUGGUCGAACCAAGCAGUGCACUAUUGUCCCGUCCAACCACUACGGCCCAAUACCCGGCAUCCCCGUCGGCUCACUGUGGAAGUUCAGAGUGCAGGUCAGUGAAUCUGGUGUCCACAGGCCACACGUAGCUGGGAUUCAUGGCAGAAGCAAUGAUGGCGCCUACUCUCUGGUCCUGGCAGGAGGCUAUGAGGAUGACGUGGAUGAUGGUAAUGAGUUCACUUACACUGGCUCUGGAGGGCGAGAUCUUUCUGGAAACAAGAGGACUGCUGAGCAAUCUUGUGAUCAGACACUUACCCACAUGAACCGGGCGCUGGCUCUCAACUGUAACGUCCCUGUCAAUGACAAAAAUGGAGCCGAGGCUAAGAACUGGAAAGAAGGCAAACCGGUUAGAGUUGUGCGCAGCUGCAAGGGUCGCAAGCACAGUAAAUAUUCCCCUGAAGAAGGAAACCGAUAUGAUGGGAUAUAUAAGAUAGUGAAGUACUGGCCAGAAAAGGGAAAGUCUGGCUUCUUGGUCUGGCGGUAUCUGUUGAAGCGUGAUGAUGAUGAGCCGGCACCAUGGACCAGAGAUGGCAAGGAACGCAUCAAGAAGCUCGGUCUAACCAUGCAGUAUCCUGCUGGCUACCAGAAAGAGAAAGAGAACAAAAAUGAAGUGGAGGAAGCGGCAGCAACACCCAGCAAAGCGAAGAGGAAGAGAAAAUCUCAGGGCAGUGACUCCAAGACCUCACCAGCCAAGACUACUAAGAAAGUAAAGGUAGAAGUGUACAAGCUUACCAAGGAGCAGAAAUCUCUUAUCAAGAAUGACGAGCAAAACAAGAAGGUGUGGGAUGAAGCCAUGGGGUCACUGUCUCUUGGGCCGAAAUUCUUGAACAAAGUUGAAGAAGUUUUCCUCUGCAUUUGCUGUCAAGAAGUGGUCUUUCAGCCCGUCACCACAGAGUGCCAACACAAUGUCUGCAGGGAAUGCCUUCAGAGGUCCUUCAAAGCAGAGGUGUACACCUGCCCGGCCUGCAGGCACGACCUGGGCAAAAACUACUCCAUGGCCGUCAACAAAUCCCUGCAAGACAUUCUAAAUCAGUUUUUCCCAGGGUACAGCAACGGGCGAUGAUCAUUGGUUCUGCCUACUCAACCCUCGAGGAAACGUGAUGUAAACUGUAAGGGGAAUUUUCAGUAGAGGCAAUAAAGAAUCAGUUUCUCUUAAUAUAUUUUUUAUGAUUUAUAAAACUACAAGUUUUGUGGACUUCAAUGCUACCAUUUUUCGCCUUUUUGAUCUGCCAUGAUGUGUAGUUAAUGAUAAAUUGGAAGUUCCUUUGUAAGUGUACCAUUACUCCGUUAAUGCCUUCAACCGUGAUUUUACUCCCAGCGUUUUGUUUUGUUCCAUUAACUAAUGCUAAUGUUAUCCAUAAUGUAAAAUGUUACUUUUAACUACAUCCCUCCAUGUUUAGCACUCAUUAAGGGAACGUUACGUCAAAAGUGGUUUAGCCGUUUGCCCAACUUUUUUGGAGAUUCUUUUGUAUACGACUGUUAGAAUCUGGAUCGUAUCUGGUCUGCCGUUAGUUUGGCUGUGGUUGGUUGGUUGUUGUUUUGGUGCAAUUAUCUGAUCUUGCAGUUGCUGGCCUACAUUCACAUCUGACCUUUAAGACUGUUAAGCGUCUCCUGUAGUUCUUGUCUGUACUGUACUUUUUAAAUUCCCCCUGCCUAUUCGGUUUGUUUUUACACAACACAAUGCAGGUCAAUUUCCUGUUAAGAAAUCAGUUGACGCACAACUAGAGAAAUGGACUAUAUAGAAAAUGUGACACUUUGUUUGUCCUGGCAUGAUCAGAUGAUUGAAAUUGCACCAACAAAUAAUUUCUUAAGAAAAUAAGCUUUCUGAAACUAAAGUUGCUCCAUAAAAGGUGGAUGAGCUCUGACAUACAACCACAAACUGAACAAGUUCAAAAACAAAAUCUGCUCCUCAGCUUUUUGAGACAGUGUCUUGUCGGGGAGGGGUGUCAUCAAGUGUGAUUGGCUUUUCUAACUUGUGUAUUGGUUCCUUUAAAUGUUUUCACAUAGUAAUUUUUAUAUUUGUAUAUGAAAGUUGGUUUAAAAGUUACUAUGAAUUUGAUAAAACCUUUAUAGCUAAACAUGAUAGAUUCUUGAGGCCGUUAUAUUCUUUGGUAUAGAAAUGUAUUUCCCCAUGUUUUGAAGAGGUUCACUUUUUAUAAAGCCCAAAGAAGCAAAAGUGCUUAACCAAGAGUGUAAUGUAGAACUCCCAUCUAUCUAGCUCUUUAGACAUUGUCCCUGAUGCUCAAACCUAAUUGAGUCUAGAAACUGUUUUUGUUUUUUGCUAAAAUAAAAAUUUGUACUUUUGA
Morone saxatilis (striped sea-bass) is the source of this 3159-nucleotide messenger RNA. RefSeq names its product ubiquitin-like with PHD and ring finger domains 1 (gene uhrf1). The coding region runs from base 36 to 1916 and encodes 626 amino acids. Gene Ontology annotation, molecular function: ubiquitin protein ligase activity; metal ion binding. The transcript is spliced from 14 exons. The record is from RefSeq and is a predicted model, not a curated record. Gene Ontology annotation, biological process: negative regulation of gene expression via chromosomal CpG island methylation. Lineage: Eukaryota; Metazoa; Chordata; Actinopteri; Moronidae.